This is a messenger RNA of Ochotona princeps (American pika), 9925 nucleotides long. RefSeq names its product inositol 1,4,5-trisphosphate receptor type 2 (gene ITPR2). Gene Ontology annotation, molecular function: inositol 1,4,5-trisphosphate-gated calcium channel activity; inositol 1,4,5 trisphosphate binding. The record is from RefSeq and is a predicted model, not a curated record. Gene Ontology annotation, cellular component: membrane; endoplasmic reticulum. Lineage: Eukaryota; Metazoa; Chordata; Mammalia; Lagomorpha; Ochotonidae. Gene Ontology annotation, biological process: calcium ion transmembrane transport. The coding region runs from base 243 to 8336 and encodes 2697 amino acids. The transcript is spliced from 57 exons.
GCUAGGCCACCUCCAGCUCCCGCGGGGCGGCGGAGACGGCCGCGGCGGGACGCCGAGCGGGGGACGGCGGCGACGGCUGAGGAGGAGCGGAGGUGUCGGGAAGAAAACUUCGGAGGGGGAACAGGAAACCUGCGGGGCGGUGGCACCGCGGCUUCCCGGGGCGCACGUCGCGGGGUUUCGGCCGCCGCGUCCCCGGGCUGCACCGCGCCCUCAGCUUCGGCGGACGAAGAGCAUGAGGCAGCAUGUCCGAUAAGAUGUCCAGCUUCCUCUACAUCGGGGACAUCGUGUCCCUGUACGCCGAGGGCUCGGUCAAUGGCUUCAUCAGCACCCUGGGGUUAGUGGAUGACAGAUGUGUAGUUCACCCAGAGGCCGGGGACCUUGCCAACCCUCCCAAGAAGUUCAGGGACUGCCUUUUCAAGGUGUGCCCCAUGAAUCGAUACUCUGCCCAGAAGCAGUAUUGGAAAGCCAAGCAAGCCAAGCAAGGGAACCACACAGAGGCAGCCUUGCUGAAGAAACUACAGCAUGCUGCAGAACUGGAACAAAAGCAAAAUGAGUCAGAGAAUAAGAAACUGUUGGGAGAAAUUGUGAAAUACAGUAAUGUCAUACAACUGCUGCAUAUAAAAAGCAACAAGUAUCUGACUGUCAACAAGCGAUUGCCUGCACUGCUGGAGAAGAAUGCCAUGCGAGUGUCCCUGGAUGCUGCUGGGAAUGAAGGGUCCUGGUUCUACAUCCAUCCUUUCUGGAAGCUGAGAAGUGAGGGUGACAAUAUUGUUGUAGGAGAUAAAGUUGUUUUGAUGCCGGUGAAUGCGGGGCAGCCACUCCAUGCCAGCAACAUAGAGCUCCUCGAUAACCCAGGGUGCAAGGAGGUGAAUGCUGUUAAUUGCAACACUAGUUGGAAAAUCACUUUAUUCAUGAAAUUUAGUUCCUACCGUGAGGAUGUGUUAAAAGGAGGUGAUGUUGUCAGAUUGUUCCAUGCAGAACAAGAAAAGUUCCUGACUUGUGACGAAUAUGAGAAAAAGCAGCAUAUUUUCCUUCGUACAACCUUGCGUCAGUCGGCCACAUCUGCUACAAGUUCUAAAGCGCUCUGGGAGAUCGAGGUGGUUCAUCAUGACCCAUGCCGUGGAGGUGCAGGACAGUGGAACAGCCUGUUCAGAUUUAAGCAUCUGGCGACUGGAAACUACUUGGCCGCAGAGCUGAAUCCUGAUUAUCGAGAUGCCCAAAAUGAAGGCAAAAAUGUGAGAGAUGGAGACCUCCCAACCUCAAAAAAGAAGCGUCAAGCGGGGGAGAAAAUCAUGUACACCCUGGUCUCCGUUCCACAUGGCAACGACAUAGCGUCCCUUUUUGAGUUGGAUGCCACAACGCUACAGAGAGCUGACUGCCUGGUUCCAAGGAACUCGUAUGUUCGGUUAAGGCAUUUGUGCACCAACACAUGGGUGACCAGUACUAGCAUUCCCAUAGACACAGAUGAAGAGAGGCCUGUUAUGUUGAAGAUUGGAACCUGCCAAACAAAAGAAGAUAAAGAAGCCUUUGCCAUCGUGUCUGUCCCACUGUCCGAGGUCCGAGACUUGGACUUCGCCAAUGAUGCCAAUAAAGUGUUAGCAACCACAGUGAAGAAGUUGGAGACCGGCACGAUCACGCAGAAUGAGAGAAGGUUUGUCACCAAGUUAUUGGAAGACCUCAUCUUCUUUGUUGCGGAUGUGCCUAACAACGGGCAGGAAGUUCUGGAUGUAAUCAUCACGAAGCCAAACCGAGAACGGCAGAAGUUAAUGAGGGAGCAGAACAUAUUGGCACAGGUAUUUGGAAUCCUUAAAGCACCCUUCAAGGAGAAAGCAGGAGAAGGCUCUAUGCUGAGACUGGAAGAUCUCGGGGACCAACGAUAUGCGCCCUACAAGUACAUGCUGCGGCUGUGCUACCGCAUCCUCCGGCACUCUCAGCAGGACUACCGUAAAAACCAGGAAUACAUUGCUAAGAAUUUCUGUGUCAUGCAGUCCCAGAUUGGCUAUGAUAUUCUGGCAGAAGACACGAUCACAGCUUUGUUGCACAACAACAGAAAACUUCUCGAGAAACACAUCACAGCCAAAGAAAUAGAAACAUUUGUCAGUUUACUCAGGAGAAACCGAGAGCCAAGAUUUCUGGAUUAUUUGUCUGAUCUCUGUGUGUCUAAUACGACUGCCAUUCCUGUGACCCAGGAACUCAUCUGUAAGUUUAUGCUGAGUCCUGGCAACGCAGACAUUCUCAUUCAAACCAAGCUGGUCUCUAUGCAAGUAGACAACCCCAUGGAGAGCUCCAUCCUUCCAGAUGACAUGGACGAUGAAGAAGUGUGGCUGUACUGGAUUGACAGCAACAAGGAGCCUCAUGGCAAAGCCAUCAGGCACCUUGCUCAGGAAGCCAAAGAAGGCACCAAGGCUGAUUUAGAAGUCCUCACCUAUUACAGGUACCAGCUGAACCUCUUCGCCAGGAUGUGUCUGGACCGCCAGUAUCUGGCCAUCAACCAGAUCUCCACGCAGCUCUCUGUGGACUUGAUCCUGCGCUGUGUGUCGGACGAGAGCCUGCCCUUCGACCUUCGCGCCUCCUUCUGCCGCCUCAUGCUGCAUAUGCAUGUGGACCGGGACCCGCAGGAGUCUGUGGUGCCUGUCCGCUAUGCCAGGCUCUGGACAGAAAUCCCCACCAAGAUCACAAUUCAUGAAUAUGAUUCUAUAACUGAUUCUUCUAGAAAUGAUAUGAAGAGGAAAUUUGCACUGACAAUGGAAUUUGUUGAAGAAUACUUGAAAGAAGUUGUAAAUCAGCCCUUUCCUUUUGGAGAUAAAGAAAAAAACAAACUGACAUUUGAGGUUGUCCAUUUGGCUCGAAAUCUUAUAUAUUUUGGAUUUUAUGGUUUCAGCGAGUUAUUGAGGCUCACAAGAACACUUCUGGCCAUCCUUGAUAUCGUACAGGUCCCCAUGUCAUCGUAUUUUGAAAGAUUAAGCAAAUUUCAAGAUGGAGGAAACAACGUUAUGCGGACGAUCCACGGGGUGGGAGAGAUGAUGACACAGAUGGUGCUAAGCAGGGGAUCCAUCUUCCCAGUGAGCAUACCCGAUGUCCAGCCCAGCGUCCACCCCAGCAAGCAGGCGAGCCCGGGUGAGCACGAGGACGUGACUGUGAUGGACACCAAGCUGAAGAUCAUUGAGAUUCUACAGUUCAUCCUGAGCGUCAGACUGGACUACAGGAUCUCCUACAUGCUGUCCAUCUAUAAGAAGGAGUUUGGGGAGAACAGCGAGAAUGCGGAGACGGCUGCCUCGAGCUCUCCAGAGACACUACUGCCCUCAGCUAUUGUUCCUGACAUAGAGGAGAUUGCAGCACAGGCGGAGACCAUGUUUGCUGGAAGAAAGGAAAAAAAUCCAGUGCAGCUUGAUGAUGAGGGAGGGAGGACUUUCCUUCGGGUCCUCAUCCAUCUGAUCAUGCAUGACUACGCCCCCUUGCUGUCGGGCGCCCUGCAGCUGCUGUUCAAGCACUUCAGCCAGCGAGCCGAGGUCCUGCAGGCCUUCAAACAGGUGCAACUACUGGUCUCCAAUCAAGAUGUAGAUAACUACAAGCAAAUCAAGGCUGAUCUAGACCAGCUGCGCCUGACUGUGGAGAAGUCGGAGUUGUGGGUUGAGAAGAGCAGCAGCUACGAGAGUGGGGAAGUGGGCGAGAGCCAAGUGAAAGGUGGCGAAGAACCCAUCGAGGAGUCCAACAUCUUAAGCCCUGUGCAGGACGGAACAAAGAAACCUCAGAUUGACAGCAAUAAGUGCAACAACUACCGGGUUGUUAAGGAGAUUCUGAUUAGGCUAAGUAAGCUCUGUGUGCAGAAUAAGAAGUGUCGGAACCAGCAUCAGCGCUUACUGAAGAACAUGGGGGCUCACUCGGUGGUGCUGGAUCUUCUGCAGAUACCCUAUGAAAAGUCUGACGAGAAGAUGAACGAAGUCAUGAAUCUGGCCCACACCUUCUUGCAGAAUUUCUGCCGAGGAAAUCCACAGAAUCAAGUUCUUCUUCAUAAACAUCUGAAUCUGUUUUUAACUCCUGGGCUCCUUGAAGCAGAAACCAUGCGGCACAUCUUCAUGAACAAUUACCAUCUGUGCAAUGAGAUCAGUGAGAGGGUUGUGCAACACUUUGUGCACUGCAUCGAGACACAUGGCCGCCAUGUGGAGUACUUGAGGUUCUUGCAGACCAUUGUGAAGGCAGAUGGCAAAUACGUGAAGAAAUGCCAGGACAUGGUAAUGACAGAGUUGAUAAAUGGCGGUGAAGACGUGCUGAUAUUUUACAACGAUAGAGCAUCCUUUCCAAUCCUGCUCCACAUGAUGUGCUCAGAGAGAGACCGGGGGGAUGACAGUGGCCCCUUAGCCUACCACAUCACGCUUGUGGAGUUGCUGGCCGCGUGCACAGAGGGCAAGAACGUCUACACGGAAAUCAAGUGUAAUUCCUUGCUGCCGCUGGAUGACAUUGUGAGAGUGGUGACCCAUGAUGACUGCAUUCCUGAGGUUAAAAUUGCCUACGUGAAUUUUGUUAACCACUGUUACGUUGACACCGAGGUGGAAAUGAAAGAAAUCUAUACAAGCAACCACAUUUGGAAGUUAUUUGAGAACUUCUUGGUGGAUAUGGCAAGGGUUUGCAACACAACCACAGACAGGAAGCAUGCUGACACAUUCCUGGAGAAGUGUGUGACCGAGUCCAUCAUGAGCAUUGUGAGCGGUUUCUUCAAUUCUCCAUUUUCAGACAACAGUACCAGCCUCCAGACACACCAGCCUGUCUUCAUUCAGCUGCUGCAGUCGGCCUUCAGAAUUUACAACUGCACCUGGCCAAACCCGGCCCAGAAGGCCUCCGUGGAGUCCUGCAUCCGAACCUUGGCCGAAGUGGCCAAAAAUCGUGGUAUUGCCAUUCCAGUGGAUUUGGACAGUCAAGUCAACACCCUGUUUAUGAAAAGUCACUCCAACAUGGUACAGAGGGCAGCCCUGGGCUGGAGACUCUCAGCUCGCUCUGGACCACGCUUUAAGGAAGCGCUAGGAGGGCCUGCCUGGGACUACAGAAAUAUUAUUGAAAAGUUACAGGACGUGGUAGCCUCCUUGGAGCAGCAGUUCAGCCCGAUGAUGCAGGCCGAAUUUUCAGUGCUGGUUGAUGUGCUCUACAGUCCAGAACUACUAUUCCCCGAGGGAAGUGAUGCCAGAAUAAGAUGUGGCGCCUUCAUGUCGAAGCUGAUUAAUCACACGAAGAAACUGAUGGAGAAAGAAGAAAAACUGUGUAUUAAGAUCCUUCAGACAUUACGAGAGAUGCUAGAGAAGAAGGACAGCUUUGUAGAAGAGGGUAAUACAUUAAGAAAAAUACUGCUGAAUCGCUACUUUAAAGGUGAUUAUGGCAUUGGUAUAAAUGGAACUUACUCCAAAGCUGCGCAAGUGGGAGGAAGCUUUUCUGCACAAGAUACAGAUAAAAUGGGGAUCUCGAUGACUGAUAUUCAAUGUCUGCUGGAUAAAGAAGGGGCAUCUGAACUUGUCAUCGAUGUCAUUGUGAACACCAAAAAUGACAGGAUUUUUUCAGAAGGCAUUUUGCUUGGCAUUGCCUUGCUUGAAGGAGGAAAUACACAGAAUCAGUCUUCUUUCUACCAGCAGUUGCAUGAACAAAAGAAAUCAGAAAAAUUCUUCAAGGUUCUCUAUGACCGAAUGAAAGCUGCUCAGAAAGAGAUCCGAUCAACAGUAACAGUUAACACCAUUGAUCUGGGUGGUAAGAAAAGGGAUGAUGACAAUGAGUUCAUGAUAUCUGGACCACGAGUGAGAGUCAGAGAUUCGGCAUUACAUUUAAAAGAGGGAAUGAAGGGGCAGCUGACAGAAGCUUCUUCGGCCACAUCAAAAGCGUACUGUGUGUACCGAAGAGAGGUGGAUCCCGAGCUGGAUGUCAUGUGCUCCGGGACCGAGGCAGGCAGUGCCGAGGACAAGUCUCCAGAGGAGGUGCCCAUGAGCCCGGCAAUUGCCAUCAUGCAACCCAUCCUGAGGUUCCUCCAGCUCCUGUGUGAGAACCACAACCGCGAGCUACAGAACUUCUUGAGGAAUCAAAACAACAAAACAAAUUAUAACCUUGUAUGUGAGACCCUGCAGUUUCUGGACUGCAUCUGUGGCAGUACCACUGGUGGCCUGGGCCUGCUGGGGCUCUACAUCAAUGAGAAGAACGUUGCUCUGGUCAACCAGACCCUGGAGAGCUUGACAGAAUACUGCCAGGGCCCGUGCCACGAAAAUCAGACAUGUAUUGCUACCCACGAAUCUAAUGGGAUUGAUAUCAUCAUUGCUCUGAUCCUAAACGACAUAAACCCUCUUGGAAAAUACCGAAUGGACCUUGUGCUCCAACUAAAGAACAACGCCUCCAAGCUCUUGCUGGCCAUCAUGGAAAGCAGACAUGACAGUGAGAAUGCGGAAAGGAUUCUGUUCAACAUGAGGCCCAGGGAGCUGGUAGAUGUGAUGAAGAAUGCCUAUAACCAAGGACUGGAGUGCGAUCAUGGGGAUGAGGAGAGUGGGGAUGAUGGCGUUUCCCCAAAAGAUGUUGGACACAAUAUCUAUAUUCUGGCCCAUCAGUUGGCCCGGCACAACAAGCUGUUACAACAGAUGCUGAAACCAGGAUCAGACCCUGAUGAAGGAGAUGAAGCCUUGAAGUAUUACGCCAACCACACUGCUCAGAUUGAGAUUGUUCGGCACGAUAGGACCAUGGAGCAGAUCGUUUUUCCUGUCCCCAACAUAUGUGAAUAUCUCACACGCGAGUCCAAGUGCCGUGUGUACAAUACGACCGAAAGGGAUGAGCAAGGAAGCAAAGUGAAUGACUUUUUCCAGCAAACAGAAGACCUCUACAAUGAAAUGAAGUGGCAGAAGAAAAUCAGGAAUAACCCUGCCCUGUUCUGGUUCUCGAGGCACAUCUCUCUUUGGGGCAGUAUUUCCUUCAACCUGGCCGUAUUCAUCAACCUGGCUGUUGCGCUCUUCUAUCCGUUUGGGGAUGAUGGAGACGAAGGCACACUUUCUCCAUUGUUCUCCAUCCUGCUUUGGAUCGCAGUUGCCAUCUGCACCUCUAUGCUGUUUUUCUUCUCCAAGCCUGUCGGUAUUCGGCCAUUUCUUGUAUCAGUAAUGCUACGAUCCAUAUAUACGAUAGGUCUUGGGCCUACAUUAAUACUUCUUGGUGCAGCUAACCUUUGCAAUAAAAUCGUGUUUCUGGUGAGUUUCGUCGGGAACCGUGGCACGUUCACCCGAGGCUACCGUGCCGUCAUCCUGGACAUGGCUUUCCUGUAUCACGUGGCCUACGUCCUGGUAUGCAUGCUGGGCCUCUUUAUCCAUGAGUUCUUCUAUAGCUUCCUGCUUUUUGAUUUGGUAUACAGAGAAGAGACUUUACUCAACGUCAUCAAAAGCGUCACACGGAAUGGCCGCUCCAUUAUUCUGACUGCAGUCCUGGCGCUCAUCCUGGUCUACCUGUUCUCCAUCAUCGGCUUCCUUUUCUUGAAGGAUGACUUCACGAUGGAAGUGGAUAGACUGAAAAACAGGACCCCUGUGACAGGUGCUUACGGGGUCCCUACUACGACCUUAACUUCCAUAAUGGAGACAUGUGGAAAAGAGAACUGCUCAACCACAAUACCAGCUUCCAGUACAGCCGAGGAAGAAUAUGAAGAUGGAAUUGAAAGGACCUGUGACACUCUGCUCAUGUGCAUUGUCACAGUGUUGAACCAGGGUCUCAGGAACGGUGGAGGCGUGGGGGAUGUGCUGAGACGGCCAUCGAAAGAUGAGCCCUUAUUUGCUGCCCGAGUGGUUUAUGAUCUUCUGUUCUUUUUCAUCGUCAUCAUCAUCGUUCUUAACUUGAUUUUUGGUGUUAUCAUUGACACCUUUGCUGAUCUCAGAAGUGAAAAGCAGAAGAAAGAAGAGAUUCUAAAGACGACCUGCUUCAUUUGUGGACUUGAGAGGGACAAAUUUGACAAUAAAACGGUUUCAUUUGAGGAGCAUAUUAAGUCAGAACACAACAUGUGGCACUAUUUGUACUUCAUCGUGCUGGUGAAGGUUAAAGAUCCCACGGAAUACACGGGUCCUGAGAGUUACGUCGCCCAGAUGAUUGUGGAGAAGAAUCUGGACUGGUUUCCUCGGAUGCGAGCCAUGUCUCUCGUUAGCAAUGAAGGAGACAGUGAGCAAAACGAGAUUCGGAACCUGCAGGAGAAGCUUGAAUCGACCAUGAGUCUGGUCAAGCAGCUGUCGGGUCAGUUGGCAGAACUCAAGGAGCAGAUGACUGAACAAAGGAAGAAUAAGCAGAGACUAGGCUUCCUGGGGUCAAACUCACCCCAUGUGAAUCAUCACAUGCCACCACACUGAUACCAUGGGGGGAAGCCGUGACCAGCCUUUCAUCAGCGGCCUGCCUGAUCACUGAACACAAAACGGAGACUGAGGGGAGGAACAGUGCCUAUUGUUGCAAAGUCAAAAACAACCAAGUGCCAAGAUGUGGAGCGGUUGUGCUCCGGGAACAAUCUGUAGCUGUGUUUUCAUGGUUGAGAAGGCCCAGGCUAAAGUGCAGCCACCCAAAAGCACACAGCAUGCAUUCUUAAGGCAACGUGAAGCGACUUGCUCAGGACACAGCCAUGGGUAGGAAGAGACUGGGAGAAGAAGACCCGGCAUGACUAGGGCUCCCAGCUGCUCAGCAGCCAGGAGUCAGCUGUGUCUAAACACCAGCCGCUACCUACCUCCUACUGGGCUGUUUGGGAUUCCUCUCUUUCCCUUGUGGCCUGUGGGUCAAUGGCCUGGGAAGUCUCACUGUGGUGGCUGAGUAUCACUAAGGUGAAGACAUGAAAAUAUGAAAAAUGAGCGUUGCUAAAAAAACUGCUAAUGCUUCGAAAGUAUAGCUGCCACGGGGCAAUUCCUUUUUUUAUAACAUGAAACACAGUGGAUUUGAAGCUCCAGCAUUGGAGCUUGUACCCCUCACGCUGACACCAUAACUGGAAUAGAAUUGCCUGCUCCCAGUUUCUCACCAGCUCCAUCACUGUGGAGCACAAAUGGAGAUGUUCAUACAACUGGUUAAGAACUUGUUUUAAGUCACAUAGAGGCUGAAAUUGUAAAAGAUUGGGGAAGAAAAAGCAGACAGCCACAGGGAAGAAAUUUUUUUUGCGAACAUGUGUGCAUCAUUGUAUUAUUAAAUUAUAUAGUGAUCAAGAAAUGAAAAUGCUUCAAGGGGAUAGGAAAUCCCUUGUGACUUGUAACAAUGGCAUUCCCAUCUAUAAACAUGGAGCAGAAUUCCUUUGAGUUGCGUUUGCUGUGCUUUGGGAGCCAAGUGUUUUUGUCUUAUUCCUGCAGCAGGGGUGAAAUGUGUUGAAUACCCAAGAAAACACAGCAUUUUGAUUGCAUGUUUAAAACUGUAUUGGGAAGGACUUGUCCAAACGUAAGAUAGAAAUCUCUUCCGCAAAUUGUUUUUUUGUGAAGUCAUGCACUCAGGAUUUGCUGGGGGAGAAAAUAACCUGACACAAUCAGGUUUUUCUUAGGGAUCUCCGCUGGGGAAACUAGAGUACCACCCAGAGAAUGAACGUCUUCGGAGAAGUGCUGUGUGGCAAGGAAGCAAAACCUUCACACCGAACUCAGGGAGGCUGUCGGCAUGUCGGCCUCACUCAAGGCUGCAGCAGUUUUUAACUUUGAGUGGUUACCAUCAUGGCUCAACGACCAGAGAGGGUGCGGUGAAAAACCGUCAGAGCUCUUAGAUUGUUGUAACAUAGUUUGAAUGUUUGGUUCCUAAAAGUCCCAAAUCAAGGUCUGAGACAAAUGUAAAGGAAACUUGAAGCAACCCUUCUUCCAUAUGCUGUUAAGAUACAGACUCAGAACCAAGCUGGUGGAAGCCAGAGCAAGGAAUUUUCAGUCUGCAGGUACCUUCUCAGGUACCUCUCCAAUGGAAGAAUUCCUCACUCUGAUGUGACUAUAUA